UUUCAUUGUAUAUGGUGCAUGAGGUUGACAGGGAAAAGGUCUAUUUCGAAGUGCUGUGCUGUGAACGUUAUGACCGAGGUUUUGGUGAAAGAUGAAAGUCAACUUAGUUUCAAAGUGCGUUGUGUUGGAGACACAGAUGCAAUGGAUGUAUGGGUUAAGAAGGAUGAAGUCUUGACGAAAGUUGUCAAAUCAACAGGGGAAGACAGGAUUUCGUCGUUCGUAUCAAAGUGUGCUGUACAGAUAAAGAAAACACUCUGUCUUCAAAACAGAAACAAGAGUGUAGUCCGCAUCACCGUUGAUGUUGAUCAGGACAUAUAUAAAUCAGUAUUUGGGCAUAUCGGAAGUGACGUUACGGCAAGCGGGAAUAAGUAUACCAUAGUCCCAGAUAAUUCUGAAUUGGAACCCUACUUUGGUUCAGGAUGGAACUUACGAAUAUUAAACAGAAGGGGAGACUUUAUGUAUGUCGUUCCUGGUACGUUUAAAGCCUGCUUGAAGAGUCAUGCUCCAGUGAAAGAGUUCGUUCCAAGUUCACUAGGUCUCAUUGAAAAAUGGCUGUGGCAGGGCUUGUUUUGUGAGCUUGACUUCGUGCCAGGAUUUGGCACAGGGCCCGACUAUUUUCACCUCAUGUGGUACUCUUUUGGCACGUUGGUGUGAUGCACACAGACCCAUAAAUUGUACUGAUAAUUCAUGUUAUGUCUUUGUGGUCCUCUGGCACCGGAUUGCUACGUAUCAUGAAAUGAAUGACGUUGUGCUACAUAUACCGAUGUGUCAUCAAAUCCACACACUAUAAGUUCCUGGUUUACAUAACUAUAUCCCAUUACUCUGGACACCGAAACCAGAAAACUGUGAGGGAACCGUCGGAUAAAGAUCUAAUUCCUCAAUUCGAUUUUUUGCUGUUGCGCGACAACUGUUGUUAAUCCGAAAAUACGAUAAUCCGCAACAUUUCAAUAGAACGGCGCUGCCUAUGGACACACUCACCGAGCCUCAUGAGAUAUCUUACAAUGACUUAGUAUAUAGGGAAUCAAAGACCAUUCACAGCCCACUCUGCGACAGUGACACAUUCGCCUUGAAUAAUUGUUCAGUUUUAGGAAACAUAUAACAUUGGAUUUAAAGAUGGGUUGGAUUGUGGGGUUCCUUUUGAGUGAUAUGUGUAUUCUUGU
Molecule: messenger RNA, 1160 nt
Organism: Haliotis rufescens (red abalone)
Lineage: Eukaryota; Metazoa; Mollusca; Gastropoda; Lepetellida; Haliotidae
Exons: 2
Coding region: 19-654 (211 amino acids)
Source: RefSeq, a predicted model, not a curated record